CAUCUCCCCAUCACUUAAAAGUAUAAUAAUGCAUUUGAAGCCUGAGUUCUACAAUCAACUCACUGCAGCUAUGUACUUCUUUAAGGAUUUCGCAGUUCUUCUCUAUGCAUACUCCAUCGCGAUGGGAGGAGUAGCUGCCGCAGCUUCUCAUUGCUCCCAAAGCGUUGCGACGGCUGGCGGUGGCCAACCGAACAGUAUUUUGCCGGCAGACAUCUCUGCCAAUGCUAAGAAUGGGCUUCAAUUCGCGCACUUUCUCAAAAACGUGCAAGUCGCUUUCUUCAACGCGGGCUUAAAAAAUCUCACCGAAUGGGGCACCAGUGAGCUGCGCAAUGAUACCAUGGAAAUUGUUAGCAAGAUUGCAGCUCAAGAAGAAGUCCAUGCUUCCAGUAUCGAGAACAUUCUACAACUUUACAACGAAACUCUGGUUCUACCCUGCAAUUACUCUUUUCCAGUUACUACUAGUAAAGAAUUCUUCGAUCUCGCCCAUAUCAUUACGUCUGUUGGUAUUGGCGCAACGAUUGGACUUAAUGAGCGCCUAGCAAUUACGGAUCCUUCGCUUGUGAAGCCAGUAUCAUCCAUACUGACGGUUGAAUCACGGCACGAUGCGUUUCUUCGGCAUGUCCGCGGCGCAGUACCAAAUCCAGCGCCAUUUGAUACCGGUAUAAGCCCUAUCUGGGCGUACAAUCUUGGAUUGUCAUUUAUUCAGCCUGGUUCUUGUUCAGUCGAGCUUCCCAUACCGAUACUUCCGAGAUUAGCCGUCUCUCAGCAUUCCGGCGCAUUAUACAGUAAUGGCACUGAAAGCAAGGGUACGAAGGAGUUCAUGUGGGAUCCUACCCAAAUGCCAUUCGUCACCGAAGCUGGGAAGCCAUUAUGUAUCGGAUGGGUUAACCAGCUUCAAAAGCCAGUUUAUACACCACUAAAUAUUAUAACAAAGGGAAGAGGAACCACAGAUGUACCCCAAGGUUUUAACGGAGUGGCAUUUGCGGUGGUAACCGUUCAGCAGCCAGACGAUGUGAAUGAUCUUGCCACUGCGGCCCUGGCUGGACCAAUGGCCAUUGCUCUCUCGUAG
Molecule: messenger RNA, 1069 nt
Organism: Periconia digitata
Lineage: Eukaryota; Fungi; Ascomycota; Dothideomycetes; Pleosporales; Periconiaceae
Source: the annotation of a GenBank genome assembly